Messenger RNA from Diabrotica balteata, 1970 nucleotides. Lineage: Eukaryota; Metazoa; Arthropoda; Insecta; Coleoptera; Chrysomelidae. The record is from the annotation of a GenBank genome assembly.
UUUUUUCAUAAAUUAUAUGACUUAAUAGAUAACAUAAUUGAAAAACGAUGACGACAUUAUAUUUACUUCUCCUUUUGGGGAUUGUAAAUUUUACAAGCUCUGAAAGUGUUUAUAAGCAAAGGUUUCUGGAACAGUAUAAUAAAAUGCACGACCCCAAUAAUGGAUACUUUUCUUCAAAAGGCAUACCAUACCACGCUGUUGAAACUCUAGUUGUAGAGGCGACUGAUUACGGUCAUGAGACAACAUCGGAAACACACAGUUACUAUAUUUGGUUAGAAGCUAUGUAUGGUGGUAUUACAAAUAACUUUUCAAGAUUUAAUGAAGCGUGGGAAAUAAUGGAGAAAUAUAUUAUCCCUGUACAUGAAAGUCAACCCAAUACCAAUCUAUAUAACCCCUCCUAUCCUUCUAGUUAUGCUCCAGAACAGGAAUAUCCCGAAGACUAUCCUCUGGGACCAUUUGAACCUCCUGCACCAGUUGGAAUCGAUCCCUUAUAUCAAGAAUUAGUGGACACAUAUGGAACUUCUGACAUUUACGCAAUGCACUGGUUGACAGAUGUAGAUAAUGUUUACGGCUUUGGUACUAGUCCUGGAAACUGCGAACUUGGUCCUAAUGAGCCUGGACCAUCGUUUAUUAAUACAUAUCAAAGAGGACCUAGGGAGAAUGCUUGGAAAACAAUUCCACAAUCCACCUGCGAUUCGCAUAAAUAUGGUGGCCCAGAAGGAUUUGGUGCUAUAACUUCUACUGGAAAUCAUGUCCCUAGCUGGCAAUAUUCUGUUGCUCCAGAUGCAGAUGCCAGAGCCAUUGCAGCAGCAUUUUGGGCUUCGAGAUGGGCAACUAAAAGUGGACAAUUAUCACAGAUAACCAAUACUUUGCAAAAGGCUGGUAAAUUAGGAGAUUAUUUAAGAUAUUGCUUUUACGAUAAGAGCUUUAAGAGAAUUGGUAAUUGCAUAGAUCCGUAUAAAUGUCCAGGCGGUACUGGUAAGGAUAGUGCUCAUUACUUGUUAGGAUGGUAUGUCGGAUUUGGUGGCUCAUUGUCUUCAGAAAAUGGAUAUUCCUGGAGAAUUUCAGAUGGCGUUGCUCAUUUUGGAUACCAAAAUCCCAUGGCGGCCUACGCCUUAAUUAGCGAACCUAAUAUGACCCCCAGCGGUGCAACUGCAGUUGAAGAUUGGCAAAAAUCUUUAGAUAGACAGCUAGAAUUAUACGAAUAUCUACAAUCUGUUGAAGGUGCAUUUGCAGGUGGUGUUACUAACAGCUGGAAUGGUAGAUAUGAGCAACCACCACAAGAAUUAAUGAAUAACACUUUCCAUGGAAUGUUUUAUAAUUGGGAACCUGUUGCAUAUGAUCCUCCUUCAAAUCAAUGGUUUGGAAUGCAACCUUGGUCUACUGAUCGUUUGGCUCAAUAUUAUUAUAUAACUGGAGACGAGAAGGCUAAGAAAACUUUAGAUAAAUGGGUGUCCUGGAUAAUCACAAAUACUUACUUCGAAGGAGAUGAUUAUCAAAUACCCAGCACAUUGGAUUGGUCUGGAGCACCCCCUAAUGUGCAUUGCAAGAUAGUUUACCAUGGAAAUGCAGUAGGACCUGCAGCAGCUACCGCCAGAACGUUAUCCUAUUAUGCCGCUAGAGCUAAUCACGCUGAAGCAAAGAAUCUCGCUAAAAAAAUACUUGAUAGUUUAUGGAAUUUGCAUCGCACACCAUUAGGAAUUUCAGUGGAAGAACAACCUGAGAUUCACUUUAACCAAUCUGUUUAUGUUCCAAAAGAUUUUCAUGGAGUUUAUCCUAAUGGUGACGUUAUUGAUUCGAAUUCAACCUUUGUUAGUUUAAGAUCAUUUUAUAAAAAGGAUCCGCAAUGGUACAAGAUCGAAAAUUAUAUGAACGGUGGUCCCGCACCAAAGUUUAAGUACCAUAGAUUCUGGGAUCAAACAGAUGUUGCUUUAGGUUUUGGAGUUUACGCACUUCUAUUUGAUGAAUAA